AUGUCAUACAUAGUCCCGAUCCACCGACCGACGGCGGUGCGAAAGGCACUCAAGCUGAGCUUCAUCGGCCCAGAGGACGAUACUCUGGUCGUGGCCAAAGCGAACCGCCUAGAGUUCUGGUCACCGUCUGACGAUGGCUACUCACUUCUAUCAUCGACCACAGUCUACGGCUAUGUGACUAUACUGAACAAGAUCAGGCUGCCAGCCGCAGAUGUCGACCACCUCUUCGUUGGCACAGACCGGUAUCAAUACUUUACACUCUCGUGGGAUGUGGUGUCAAGAUCAGUCGUGACAGCACAGAGCUUUGUCGAUCAAGCGGACAAGGUCCUCCGAGAUUCGCGAGAGCUAGACAAAUGCCAUAUCGAUCCCACUGGCCGGUUCAUGUGCUUGGAGCUGUUUGACGGCAUCAUCACAGUCAUUCCAUUCAUCCAAGAACAAGAACGGGUUCCACCGUCGAAGAAGGCGAAGAAGAAUGCCGGUCCACAGAAAGAUCCCGGGGCGCUGGGUGAUCCCAUUCAGGUCAGGACCGAAGAGCUGCAGACCCGAGCUUCCGCAUUCUUACAAACAGAUCCGGACUCCACGGCGCCACCCAGACUGGCUAUACUGUGGGAAGACAACCAUGAGGUGCCACAACUGAAGCUCCGCGAGCUCAAGUACUCGCCUGGUGAAGGUAAUGAGCCGGCGACAGCGGAGAUGGAAACUGUGCGGGAGCUACGUGCAGACGGCUUCCUGCUGCUGGGCGAGCACUCAAUCAGCUAUGUUGACAAGGAUCUCCGCCAGCAGCAUCAAGAGCCGCUGAAUGACAAUGCAACGAUAUGGACUUGUUGGACACAGGUUGACCAGUCGCGGUAUCUGCUGGGCGACGACUAUGGCCGAUUGUUCUUCCUCAUGCUUGAUGACAGUUCCGGUCCCAUGCAGUCGUGGAAACUUGAUUCGGUCGGUGAGGCAAGCCGAGCAUCAUGCUUGGUGUACCUAGAUGAGGGUCGUGUGUUUGUUGGGUCACAUACAGGCGACUCGCAGAUCGUGCAGAUUCAGCCUGGUGGCGUAGAAGUUGUGCAGACAUUUCCGAAUAUUGCGCCUAUCGUGGAUUUUUCGAUCAUGGAUCUGGGCCGAGGUGCUGAGACUUCGCAAGCUGGCGACUUCUCAUCCGGCCAAGCUCGGAUAUUGACUGCUUCGGGGGCGUGGCAGGAUGGCUCAAUCCGGAGUGUCAGAAGUGGUGUCGGAAUGGACGAGUUGGGCACGAUCGCGGAACUGCCAGGUAUAACCGAGCUGUGGGCGUUAUCCUCGACAGGGAGCACUGAGUAUCAAGAUACCCUCGUUGCGUCGUUUGUGGAUGAAACCAGAGUCUUCAAGUUCGAUUCUGAGGAGGCUCUGGAAGAGCUAUCAGACUAUCAGCACUUCGAGUUGGGUCAGCCAACACUGCUUGCGGCGAAUUUGCCGGAUGAGAAAGUGGCUCAGGUGUUUGAGACCGGUGUGGUAGUGUCGCAACUUCAGUCAGGUAUGCGUCUGCUCAGCUGGCGGCCACCAGAAGGUGCGAAGAUCACGGCAGCUAUGGCAAAUUCCGUCCAUCUGUUGGUAGUCGAGGGCGGUCAUACGCUGCAUGUCUUCCACCCAUCGAACGAUAAAGAGGAGCCGACUUCUUCCAAGCACUUUGAUGUGUCGUCGCAGAUAUCGAGUGUGACAUUAUCAGACUCACAGAGUAACGUCUGUAUCGUUUCAUUUUGGCAGACCGCAUCCGUGGCCAUCUUGGAUCUACACACAUUGGAGCCAUUACAUACACAACAUCUGGGUGACCCUGGAGUCGCAAUACCACGAUCUGUCUUGGUCGCGAACAUUCUGCCGGAUGCUCCGCCUACCUUGUUCGUCGCCAUGGCGGACGGCACGGUCGUCACCUUCAGCUUGGACACCUCAAACAACACAUUAUCAGGCAUGAGCAAGAUAUUACUCGGAACGGAGCCGGUCCAUUUCAAGCUACUACCUCGAGACGAUGAUUCUGACAACGGCCUGUCAAAUGUCUUUGCAUCAUGCGAGCAACCUUCGCUCAUAUACUCGUCCGAAAACAGGAUCGUGUACUCUGCGGUCAGCUCCAACAAGACGUCGCGAGUAUGUUCAUUCAGCUCGCCAGCCUAUCCAGGCGCAGUGGCAAUUGCCAGUCCAGAUGAGCUGAAGCUCGCUGCGAUCGGCAAGGAACGGACGACACAACUACAGACCCUGCCCAUCAAAGAGACUGUGCGAUGCCUGGCAUAUGAGCCUACCGCACAAUUGUUCGGCAUGGGCUGCAUAGACCGCAUCACCGAGAGCGGGCAAGAAGUCCUGACUUCUCGGAUCAAGUUGGCAAAUGAGAUCAAUUUUCAGACAUUAGACGAGGUUGAAUUACGAGAUCAGGAAUUGGUAGAGUGUAUCAUUACAACAGGACAAUUCGAGACUGAGGACGAGAACUUUGGAGACAUGUUUGUGGUCGGGACGAGUAUAAAUCCGGACGAGAACGAGCUAUCUACUGAUACAGAGGUUGUUCGAGGACGACUGAUUGUGUACGAGGUUACGAAAGAGAAGAAAAUCAAGCAAGUCUGUGAUCAGGAGGUCAAAGGUGCUGUGCGAAGUUUGGCGAUGUGUGAUGGCAGGAUUGUUGCUGGGAUUGUCAAGGCUGUGGUGCUCUACGCCCUCACGCCGAAUCCAACAAUGGGCUUCCACGCCCUCGAGCUCAAGCGCCUAGCGCAAUCACGCAUCUCCUCAAACCCAAUGUCCCUCUCGGUCUCGCCCGCAACCGAAACAUCACCAGCAAACAUCGCCGUAGCGGACCUCAUGAAGUCGCUCGCCAUCGUCGAGAUCCACCAAUCCAAGGGCCAAUUCACCCUGCAAGAAGUCUCCCGCCACUUCGCCACCGUCUGGUCCUCCGCCAGCGCCGUCAUUGGCCCCAACCAAUGGCUGCUUGCCGACAUGGAAGGGAAUCUAUGCACGUUGCGCCGCGAUCCCACUGGUCCAACACCCGACGACCGUAGACGCCUGCAGCUGACAGGCGACUUCCGGUUGGGCGAAGUCGUCAACAAGAUCGUCCCGAUUUCCAACAACACCGCUUCCCCAACGGCAGCGAAGUCAGUCAAGGGAAAAGAACGCAGCCGCACCCUCUCCACCUCCCACCAAGCAGACCUCUCCGAUCAGCCGGGCAAUCAGCGUCCGCCCCGAAUAGGACCUCUCAUCACCCCACGGGCCUUUCUCGGCACCGUGGAGGGCAGCAUCUACCUUCAUGGUACAAUUAGUCCGGCGUACCUGGAUGUGUUGCUGAGGUUGCAGCGGCCGCUGGCGGAGAGGGUGGCGGCACCAGGGCAUAUGCCGUGGGCCAACUAUCGGGCGUGGAAGACGCAGGUGGUGGAGAAGGAUGAGGCGUUUCGGUUUGUGGAUGGGGAGGUGCUUGAGGGGGGGUUGUUGGGGCUGGAUGAUGGUGUGUUAGAGCAAGUUUUGAAGGAGGCGGGCCUUGCGGGAGAUGGGUUUGAUGUCACUGUAGCGGAGGCGAGGGGGUGGGGUGAGGAGUUGAGGAGGCUGUACUAG
This is a messenger RNA of Cyphellophora attinorum, 3546 nucleotides long. RefSeq names its product DNA damage-binding protein 1. Gene Ontology annotation, cellular component: site of double-strand break; nucleus. Gene Ontology annotation, molecular function: protein binding; nucleic acid binding. Lineage: Eukaryota; Fungi; Ascomycota; Eurotiomycetes; Chaetothyriales; Cyphellophoraceae. The transcript is spliced from 4 exons. The record is from RefSeq and is a predicted model, not a curated record. The coding region runs from base 1 to 3546 and encodes 1181 amino acids. Gene Ontology annotation, biological process: DNA repair; proteasome-mediated ubiquitin-dependent protein catabolic process.